Molecule: messenger RNA, 2166 nt
Organism: Eufriesea mexicana
Lineage: Eukaryota; Metazoa; Arthropoda; Insecta; Hymenoptera; Apidae
Gene: ArgRS
Product: arginine--tRNA ligase-like protein
Exons: 9
Coding region: 142-2166 (674 amino acids)
Biological process (GO): arginyl-tRNA aminoacylation
Cellular component (GO): cytoplasm
Molecular function (GO): arginine-tRNA ligase activity; ATP binding
Source: RefSeq, a predicted model, not a curated record
CUCGAAUGCAGUGUAUACACCAACACGUAAUAUAUUUAACUUACUUCCACGGCUUUCGUUCUUUUUAACAAUAUGUAAGGAUUUUUGUAAAAUCCACGUGCGUUAUUUUUGUACAAUCAAUAAAAGUAAACUUUUCAUGAGAUGUCUACAAUAAAUUUAGAAAAUUUUCACAAAAGGGCAGCUGCAGCGGAAGAAGAAAUAGCUUUUUUAAAGAAAGAAAUUGAAUUUUUGCGACAGAAUAUUAUAACUAAUAAUUCUAAAGGGAACUCUGUACCUAAAGAUGAAUACAUAAAAUUAGAACAAGAAAAUAUAAAAUUAAGACACAGAGUAGCUAUCCUAAAACGGACUAUUGAAGCUGAGCGAAUAAAGUCACAAAGCAAGAUACAGAUGACAGAAAAUAAUGUUAUCAGUAUAUAUGAUACAUUAUUUAAUUUAUUCAAGAAAGCAAUUUCAGUUGCAUAUCCAGAUAUUUGUGAACCUCCAGUACUUAUAACAUCAAGUAACAAUCCAAAAUUUGGUGAUUAUCAAUGUAACAGUGCUAUGCCACUAUAUAAACAACUAAAUAAUAAUGGUAUUCAAUCAACGCCAAGGGAUGUUGCAAACAAUAUUACGUCAAAAGUAGAAGAAUCAAAUAUAGUUUCUAAGUUGGAAGUUGCUGAUGCAGGCUUUAUAAAUAUAUAUUUGCAAAAAGAAUAUGCACAAGCAACCUUAAGCACUUUAGUAAAAAGUGGAAAAGCAUUUCCUCCAUAUACAAAAAAACAAAGAGUGAUUGUAGAUUUUUCUAGCCCUAACAUUGCUAAAGAAAUGCAUGUUGGACAUUUAAGGUCUACUAUAAUUGGAGACAGUAUUUCAAGAUUAUUAGAGUUUUUAGGGCAUGAUGUAUUAAGAUUAAAUCAUAUUGGUGAUUGGGGUACUCAAUUUGGAAUGUUAAUAGCUCAUCUUCAAGAUAAAUUCCCUGACUAUUUAACAGUAUCUCCAUCCAUUACAGACCUUCAAAGCUUUUACAAGGAAUCAAAGGCAAGAUUUGAUGAAGAUAUAGAAUUUAAAAAACGUGCUUACAGCUGUGUUGUUAAUCUACAAAAAUUUGAUCCAGCAAUGACUAAAGCAUGGCAACUGAUUUGUGAUGUUUCUAGAGAAGAAUUCAAGAAGGUGUAUGUUCAACUAGAUAUUAAUAUAAUAGAAAGAGGAGAAUCUUUUUAUCAAAAACAUAUGGAAGAGUUAGUUAAAGAUUUAGAAGCAAGAGGACUAUUAGAAGAAGACGAAGGACGUAAAGUAAUGUGGAGUAAACGCGAUGGUAUGAUACCUCUAACCAUUGUAAAAUCUGAUGGUGGUUUUACUUACGAUACAUCAGACUUAGCAGCUAUUAAACAACGUAUAGAAGAAGAAAAAGCAGAUUGGAUAAUAUAUGUAACAGAUGCUGGUCAAUCUAUGCAUUUUCAAGUAUUAAAAAGUUGCGCUGAACGAGCCGGAAUUGUAAAAAGUUGUCAUAAAGUGGACCAUGUUGGUUUUGGUGUGGUUCUUGGUAACGAUAAAAAGAAAUUUAAAACUAGAUCUGGUGAAACGGUGCAAUUAAGAGAUUUACUUCAUGAAGGUUUAAAAAGAGCACUACAAAAAUUGAAAGAAAAAGAACGUGACAAAGUACUAACGGAAGAAGAGUUGAAAAUUGCUCAAGAAUCUAUUGCUUAUGGAUGCAUAAAAUAUGCAGACUUAUCGCAUAAUAGAAAUCACGAAUAUGUGUUUUCCUUUGACAAAAUGUUGAAAGAUAAAGGCAACACUGCUGUAUACCUAUUAUAUGCCUUAACAAGAAUACGUUCUAUUGCAAGAGCAGCUAAUAUCUCGCAAGAAAAAUUGCAAGAAGUGUCACAGAAUACACCAAUAUCAUUAGAACAUGAAAAAGAGUGGAAGUUAGCAAAAGUAUUAAUUAAAUUUCCCGAUAUAUUGAUUAAAAUUGCAAAUGAUUUGUAUUUACAUCAGUUAUGCGAGUAUUGUUACGAAAUCUCAUGCACUUUUUCCGAAUUCUAUGAUAACUGUUAUUGCGUUGAAAAAAACGAACUAGGAGAAGUAGUGAACAUAAAUUUUGGACGCAUUUUAUUAACUGAAGCUACUGCAAUUAUAAUGGAAAAAUGUUUUUGGAUACUAGGCUUAAAACCAGUUGCGCGUAUGUAA